This is a messenger RNA of Prorocentrum cordatum, 319 nucleotides long. Lineage: Eukaryota; Dinophyceae; Prorocentrales; Prorocentraceae. The record is from the annotation of a GenBank genome assembly.
GGCCAUGGCCGGCUGGGGCUCCUGGAUGGACGGCGAGCUGGAGAAGAAGUUCGGCGACGCGCAGAAGAAGAGGAAGGUUGUCGCCAGCGCCCUGAACUUCUCCAGGAACGAGCUCGGCAACGAAGGCGUGCAGCACAUGGUCGAUUGGCUCCGCCGCCGCGAGGUCGGCGUGCACGUGCUGAGAUUCUUCAAGAACGAAAUCGGCGACGCAGGCGCCUGGGCCAUCAGCAGCCUGCUCGAGCAUUCGCCCGAGCCGGUGCUCGAGGUGCACCUGAGUCACAACCGCAUCAGCUCGGAGGGGGCGUGGUCGCUCUUCGAG